This is a messenger RNA of Frankliniella occidentalis (western flower thrips), 1471 nucleotides long. RefSeq lists its product as uncharacterized. Lineage: Eukaryota; Metazoa; Arthropoda; Insecta; Thysanoptera; Thripidae. The transcript has 3 exons. The record is from RefSeq and is a predicted model, not a curated record. The coding region runs from base 366 to 989 and encodes 207 amino acids.
UCUGCUGUCUGGCUGUAUAGCUUCCCAGGACACUAUGAUCGUCAGUAUAGUCUCCUGGGAAACUCUUCCACUUCGACAGAUUCUGAUUUUAAGUGUUCAGAUCACCAGAAAAACGGCACAUUUGCGGCAAAACGACAAACUCACACAGUUAUUAGAGGAUAUUAGCGGCAAAACGACACACUUAUACAUUUAUUAUUAUUAAAGAGGAAUAUUUGAUCGACGCGACGGACUGACUGACUGUGACUGACAGUACUCGACAGAGCAGAAGAACAGCAGCCAUAACAUAACAGGAACUACAAACAAACGGCCAAGGAAAAUUAUAAUAAUUAAAGCGACAGUCUCACAUCUUGUGAAGUUUGAGAGCAAUGGAUGGUCAUGCAAUGCAGUCUCAUGAUAUUGUGAAGAAAGAACCAGCUGAGGUUACUUACGAGAUGGACACAACUCUGGAGGAUUCAUUUAUUACUAAGACUGAUUUGAGUGAAAUGCAUCUUUCUUCUACUGUAAAAAUUGAAGAAAUGGACUUGAUUCACUUGAAGACCGAAGCAGACCUAGACGAGAAAGCAUGUAUUGUAGAUAAGCAAGAGAACAUACUCCUACUUCAGUCGCCUGCAUUGAAAAACCCUAAAGCUAAAAGCAGGAAUCACAUACACCCUGUUAAGUUGAUGAAAAUUGCAAAGGAUUAUGUGGACCUUUAUUCUGACGAUUUGAGCCACCCCUCUCCAUUCCGAAAGGUUCUCAGGUUUCCAAUCAUUCAAUGUCCAUCUUGUCUGAUACCCACAAACGCUAGGGGUCGUUCAGCUUUUCUCCAUUUGCUUCUUCACGUAACAGAAAGACAUCCCAACAAGCGUAGCAACCUCUUUUCUGAAAUAUGUGAGAGGUACAGGUUACUAAUUGCUCGUAUGAAAGAAACAGUAGCCAGUCAAAGGAAAACAGGGUACUGUCUUAGAUACAGGAUCACGGAGCCUCAAGGAAACAGUUCAUGGGACUAAUAUGAGGGUAUAUCAUGGUAUAUUUCUCAUUUCCUAUUGGUUUUUGUGUGAUUUGUCAGUAAGUCUGUAGUUGUUAGUCCUUUUUUUAACCCUAAGAAAUGUGGCAUUUAGCUGAAGUUUUUGGUCUGUAAAACAUUCUGUUUAUGUGUUCAGUCUUGUAGACAACUUAAUGUAAUCUGUGUUAUUUUUUAAUUUAUUUUCAAUUAUGUGUCUUUGUAUACAGGUAUCCCAUUUUGACAAUGUCAUAACUUUUGCUUUGCUGGCAUGUGUACAAAUGUGUGCCAGGCAGUGUACAUUUUAUGAACAAUCAUUGUAAUUGUAUUGUGGAAUUGUUAGUUCAUUCUCCUGUUUCAAUUGCACCUUUGUGCAAUCUUGUUUUAAUUUAACCCUUGUGUUAUCCGCUGCAUUGAAUAAAUGUACAGUUUCCCUCAAGUUAGUCUCAAAGACCUACUUCACAUAAUGUUGUCUGUGGUAUUUUUAAU